This is a messenger RNA of Paramecium pentaurelia, 1472 nucleotides long. NCBI's taxonomy places the organism in Eukaryota, Ciliophora, Oligohymenophorea, Peniculida, Parameciidae. The record is from the annotation of a GenBank genome assembly.
AUGAAAGUAAAUAUUUAUUUAUUUAUAUUUGGUUACGUAAUUAGCCAAGUAUCAAGUGAUAAUACUUUUGCUUUUCACAAUACUGAAUAAGCUUAUCAAUUUCUAAUUGAAAAUUAGGAUUAGUUAAUACUUGGUUAAUGGAUAGCAAAUUCAGAACACUUAGUUUACUUAAACAUAGUUUUUGAUAACCAAAACUUAUUAUUAUAAGUCUAUCCUAGAUAAAAUAACGAUUACAAAGAGACCCACUAUUUCAGAUUGAGUUAUCUAUUAAAUAAAAGCUCAUAUUACUUUGAUUCAGUCAAAAAGUAUCUGUUGAUUAUUACCUUUUAGUCGAAUGACAUGGAACAAUGUCUUAACUGAAGUUACUCUAUAAAAUAAUAAAGAGCACAAUCCUUUUUAAUGUUAAGCAAAACUUUAAUUAGAAAUAAAAAAAUCCUAAAAUUCCAAAAAUCUUAAUAUUUAUAAUGAAUUUGAAGAUGAUUGUUAAAUGAAUGAAGAAAGAUUAUAACUAUUAAUGUUUAACAAUUCAAAAUAUUCAUUAGAUGUUUAAUCCUAUACUGCUCUUAUCAUAUUCAUUUCACUCUUUCAAAUUAUUAAUUCACAUUACUAUUUAAAUUCUAAUUGUAUGCCAAAUAAAGGUGGUUCCCUUACAAUAUCCAUAAUAUUGACUUAAGACAUUUAUAUUUGCAUAUUUAGCUCAUUACUAUUUGAUACACCAAGAUUUUAUUAUUUCAUUCCUUGUUUGGUUUGUCAAUUGAUUACUAUAUUAUCUGAUCUUAAAUUGAAAGCUAAAUUAUCAGUAAUUAUAUUAUAAUAAUUUAUAGGAAAAAGAGAAGUACAGUAAGAAAGACAUACUCUUAUUUUUUGUUGAAAUGUCAUCCAUUUCAUUCUUAUUCCUUUAAAUAAAAUAAUGGUAUGGAAUUACCCUUCUAAAUUUAUUUUUAUUACCUUAAAUAAUAUUCACAUUUUUUACUGGAAACCGAUAGAAAUUUAACUAUAACUACAUUGGAACCAUUUUCCCUAGAGUAAUACUUUCCAUAUAUUUUACAGGCUAUUCAAAUAACAUUUUAUAAUUAAAAUAUAAUUUAAUUGUUGUUGGGAUAGUCUUACUUAUAUCUAUAAUCUAAUCUGUAUUAUACUUUAUUUAAUGUCAAUAUGGAUUAUUUAUACUUAAGAAUAUGAAAUUUAAUUACCUCAUCAAAUCAACAGAUGAUCAUUCCCAAUUAGAUUGUUCAAUAUGUCUUGAUAAUUUAAAAAACACUUCUGAAUCAUACAAAAUAAAUUGUGAAGAACCUGUACUUAUUUAGACUUUAAAUGUUGCCAUUUAAAAAUAAUUAUUAAUGAAUACACCAUGUGUAAGACUUUAUUAUAAUUCUUAGAAUCAUUUAUUUCAUCCCUCAUGUUUGAUAUAAUGGAUGUAAAUAAAUCUUACUUGUCCAUUGUGUAAGAGUUCACUUCCAUAAAUAUGUUGA